Molecule: messenger RNA, 2660 nt
Organism: Gopherus evgoodei (Goodes thornscrub tortoise)
Lineage: Eukaryota; Metazoa; Chordata; Testudines; Testudinidae
Gene: SPI1
Product: Spi-1 proto-oncogene
Exons: 5
Coding region: 307-1107 (266 amino acids)
Biological process (GO): cell differentiation; regulation of transcription by RNA polymerase II
Cellular component (GO): nucleus
Molecular function (GO): DNA-binding transcription factor activity, RNA polymerase II-specific; sequence-specific DNA binding
Source: RefSeq, a predicted model, not a curated record
CUGAUGUGAUGUCACACUGAGCUGAUACAGCUCAGGGACUAUCUCCCUUCUACAGACAUUUGAUAAAAUCAGGAACUUCAGAUAAGUCUAGGGAAGGUUCUCACCUCAGAACCUAUUACAGAAAAGUAUGAAAGCUAAUUAGGGCCCUUCCCCUAUCCUGAGAUCCAUUACAACAAGGGGACUUCAAGGAGUCCAAAGAUCUCACUUUUGUUGUUUUGUGGUUUUUUUUUUUAAUGCAACUUCUAAAGUCAGUUAUUCUGGAUGUUUGAAAAUUGAAAUUAGAAAAUUCACUAAGAAGUUGGCUGAAUGUUGCAAGCUUGCAAAAUGGAAGGAUUUCCCCUCAUUUCCCCUUCCUCAGAAGACGUGGUAUCCUAUGAGUCAGACCUCUACCGUCAGCCCCAUGACUAUUACCAAUAUCUCAACAGUGAUGGAGAGAGUCACGGUGACCAUUACUGGGAGUAUCACCCACAUCACAUGCACAGUGAGUUUGAGAGCUUCGGGGACAACCAAUUUACAGAACUCCAGAGUGUACAGCCUCCUCAGCUGCAACAGCUCUAUCGGCACAUGGAGUUUGAGCAGAUGCAUGUCCUAGACUCGGGGAUCCCAACCACACAUAUUGGCCUCAACCACCAGGUCUCCUAUUUGCCUCGGAUGUGCGUACAGUAUUCCUCUCCACAUCAGCCCAGCUCUGAUGAGGAGGAUAUGGAGAGGCAGAGCCCCCCUUUGGAGGUAUCAGAUGGGGAGACUGAUGGUGUGGACCCACGUCCUGGAAUUAUACAUGGAGAGCCAGGCAGCAAGAAGAAAAUCCGUUUGUAUCAGUUCCUUCUGGACCUUCUUCGAAGUGGAGAGAUGAAGGACAGCAUCUGGUGGGUUGACAAGGAAAAAGGCACUUUUCAGUUCUCCUCCAAACACAAAGAGGCACUGGCACACCGCUGGGGCAUCCAGAAGGGCAACCGCAAGAAAAUGACCUAUCAGAAGAUGGCACGGGCACUGAGAAACUACGGCAAGACGGGGGAAGUCAAGAAGGUCAAGAAGAAGCUGACCUACCAGUUUAGUGGAGAGGUAAUGGGAAGGGGAAGCACUGAUAGGAAGCAUUAUCCUCACUGAGCACAGGCCUUGGGACCCUGAGCAAAUCAAAAAAUGAAGACCUCCUGGCUGGAUACUGGCAAAGGAGACGGACGCAUCUUUCUCUUUGCUUCACAUGCCCACUUCUCUACCUUCUCAGGGCUUUUAACGUCCGAUGUUUCUGGUACGAAUUCCCUUCUUCAGCACUUGAGAAUCCUACAGAUAAGAGAAUUCUGCUUCCAUCCAACAAGCUGGACAGAGUUGGGAAAUUUUAGAAGUGUAUAAAUAUAUUAUUGUCAGAAAAUAUUUGUUUGAUUGUGUUGUAAUUAAUGGAUACAGCUGAUGAGGUUUUGCCCUUCAAAGGCAGUGCUGUGUCAUCUUCAGUGACACUGCAUUAGCUUACAGCUUUUAAACUAGCAUUAAUACAGGCUCUGCCGCAGCUCUCAACAGCUAGAGAGAAGUUUGCAGAUCUUGGAAAGAUACCUGUUCUGUUUAAAUAGUAAUAACAUGUAUAUAUUUAAUAAAAUUUGAUAUAAUGAAAUCUUGGUGUUUGCAUGACAGAUGGCUGCUUCACAAACUAGUCUCACUUGCAUUUACACAGUAUCAGCUCAAGUAUGCUAACUGGGUAUAGAGAAGAACAGGCUGCUGGACUUUAUCAACAUUUCAUGUCUCCAUGGGCUUCUUAUUUCCCUGGAAAUGUUAGAAGCAUUCUCAGACUAUGAAACAAAAGUGAGUAGGGAUCACAUUAUAGGAGGCUAUUGAAUCCUAAAAGUAACUAGGAAUCUGAAAAAUGCACACACUAAAGUCUCAGAUCACCACUGCCAUGCAUGCUGUAUCAUCAUUUUCACCUGUGCAUAUUAAAUGCAAAAAAGGUGCAAUACACCACCAAUUCAGAAUUUUCCACUCACUUAUACUGAUGGUUGCAAUUUACAACCACACAUUGCUAUGAACAUAAUUGGCUUACAUUAACCCAUGUUGGGGUAUACACCCAGGGUUUAUCUAUACUUGAAAUAUUACAGCAGCACAGCUGCAGGACUUCAGUGAAGAUACUAUCUAUGCUAAUGGGAGGGGUUCUCCUGUUGGCAUAGGUAAUCCACCUCCUUGAGAGGCAGUAGAAAGGUUAGGUCAGUAACGCUAUGUCUUUCAGGGGUGUGGAUUUUUGACACCCCUGAGAGAUGUAGCUAUGUCAAAGUUAAGUUUUCAGUGUAGACCAGCCCUUAUUCCUCUUUCAUUCAUCCUCUCUCCCUUGCUCCUCUCUAGACUAUGUCUACACUAUCACUUACAUCGGCAAAAUUUACGUCCCUCAGGAGUGUGAAUAUUCCACCAUCUCUGAUCGACAUAGUUAAUCCACCCCAAUGAGCGGCGGUAGCUUUGUCGACAGGAGAGCUCUCUCCUGUCUGCACAAAGUGGCUACAUGAGAGAUCUUACAGCGGUGCAACUGAAUCUGUACAGCUGUGCCACUGUAAACUCUCUAGUGUAGACAUAGCCCUGUUUGUUACAUCCACUCUUGCAUUUUGUCUUAAUUUAGAUUGUGAGCUCUUUUGCAUAGUGACUGUCCUUUUACCGUGUCUUUUACAGUGCUUAGCACAAUUGAU